AGGCACAAGCAGCUCACAGCUUGGUAGUGCAGAGGGGGAGGAGGCGGCUGAAGCUUCAGCUAUCACAGGCAGGAGGGAGAGAAAGCCCCGUGUGAGCCCCGGCUGCUGGAGUCCCGUCCAGUAUGGAGUGCGCCCUGGACGCGCAGAGCCUGAUCAGCCUCUCCCUGAGGAAGAUCCACAGCUCCCGCACCCAGCGCGGAGGCAUCAAGCUGCACAAGAACCUGCUGGUGUCCUACGUCCUGCGCAACGCCCGGCAGCUCUACCUGAGCGAGCGCUACGCGGAACUCUACCGGAGACAGCCCUUCCAGCAGCCCAUGGAGUGCGUCCCGGCCAUGGAGGAGAUCCCGGAGCUCAGCCCGCUGCAGAUCCCGGAGGAAGGCGAGGACGAGAUGCACCAGCUGCCCCGGAUCCAGCCCGACGUGCUGGAGCCGGUGGAGGAGCCCCUGGAGCUGCCGCCGUGCGCCCUGACCCCGCACCCAGGCAAGGACUUACAGGCGGGCAGCAGCUUCUACCCCCGGAGCUGCUGCUCGGAAGAAUCGUCCGUCACCCACUGCAGCCAGACCACGGUGCUGGACCUGGACACUCACGUCGUGACCACCGUGGAGAACGGCUACCUGCACCAGGACUGCUGCGCCUCGCAGUGCCCAUGCCAUAGCGCACCGUGCCCUGCGCUCCCGGCGGCUCCCAAGCGCAAAUACCCCCCGGUGGGGUACAGCUACACGGCGGAGGACGACGACCUGGAGCCGCACUUUGUGCCCUGUAAGCGGGGCAGAUACGAGGACUUUUGCCCGCAGCUGGUGGCGCCCCCGGAGCCCUCCACGGACUCCUCCAACAUCUCCAACCUGAUCUCGAUCUUUGGCUCCGGCUUCUCGGGGCUGAUGAGCCGGCAAGCAGAGACUGAACCGCAGAGUCUGAACGGACACUUGUGCGGCAAACAGGCGCUGGCCAGCCUGGGGGCAUGGACUAGAGCUAUAGUGGCCUUCUAGUGCCCUCUGCGGAGGCGAUGGAUGGAUUGCGAGCUCUUGGGGCAAGGCACGAGGUCUGGGGAGGGGGUGGGGGGCACUGAGGACUGUAAUGUUUUCUAGAAUCUGUACAGACCAGAAUAUCUUUGGACUUUAUUUUUCCAACAGAGAGAAGCACCUAUUUAAUUCCGUUCUAUUCCUGUUAUUUUUAUUCCAUUUGUGAUGGUUGAGCUAAGAAGUCUCCUGGGCACAGGCUGCAGGGAGAGGGGGCACCUUCCCUUCAUUUUACACUUCUUCUCCUUUAUUUUCUACUUUUUCAUUUUCUCUUUCUUAUUCUUCAUUUUCUCUUUCUUCAUUUUCUCCUU
Messenger RNA from Hyla sarda, 1327 nucleotides. RefSeq names its product immediate early response 5 like (gene IER5L). The coding region runs from base 123 to 986 and encodes 287 amino acids. The transcript has a single exon. The record is from RefSeq and is a predicted model, not a curated record. NCBI's taxonomy places the organism in Eukaryota, Metazoa, Chordata, Amphibia, Anura, Hylidae.